GUGGCGACUGACCUCUGUCCCUUGUUCCUGUCCACAUGCCUUCCUCCUUGCGAAGUCUCUUGCCAGCUCUUUGAGGGCAUGAAGGCGUACAAAGGCAGAGACCAGCAGGUGCGCCUCUUCCGACCCUGGCUCAAUAUGGACCGGAUGCUGCGCUCAGCCCUGCGCCUCUGCCUGCCGAGUUUCGACAAGGUCGAGUUGCUCGAGUGCAUCCGUCGGCUCAUUGAACUAGACAAGGACUGGGUUCCUGACGGCACCGACAACAGCCUCUAUGUGCGGCCUGUGCUCGUGGGUAACGAGAUGUCGCUGGGUGUCAGCCGUGCCACGCAAGCCCUCCUGUAUGUCAUUCUCUGCCCCGUGGGCUCAUACUUCCCUGGAGACUCCAUGACCCCUGUCUCCCUCUUGGCCGACCCAACAUUCAUCCGGGCUUGGGUGGGUGGGGUCGGCAACUACAAACUGGGUGGGAAUUAUGGGCCCACGGUGUUAGUGCAAGAGGAGGCGCAAAAGAAGGGAUGUGAACAGGUUCUCUGGCUGUAUGGGCCUGACCACCAGCUCACCGAGGUGGGCACCAUGAACAUCUUCAUCUACUGGACCCACGAGGAUGGGGUGCUGGAGCUGGUGACCCCCUCGCUGGAUGGAGUCAUCCUGCCUGGAGUAGUCAGACAGAGUCUGCUGGACCUGGCUCAGACCUGGGGAGAGUUCCGCGUAGCAGAGCGCAGGAUCACCAUGAAGGAGUUGCUGCGGGCCCUGGAGGAGGGACGGGUACGGGAAGUCUUUGGCUCAGGCACCGCUUGCCAGGUCUGCCCUGUGCACCGCAUCCUGUACAAAGGCAAGCACCUCCACAUUCCCACCAUGGAAAAUGGACCUGAGCUUAUCCUCCGCUUCCAGAAGGAGCUGAAGGUGAUCCAGUACGGAACCGGCGCGCACGAGUGGAUGUUCCAGGUGUGACGCUGCGGCAUGUGCCCGACGGCUCUUCGGAUCUACCGACCUGCAGCGUCUAGUCCUGCGGCCCUCGCGUCUAUACCAAUGACUCACCCGAAGUGCAAUAUGAAGCAGGAGGCCGGGGGACCGGACGCCCAUGCCUCGGGCGCCCCCACGUGGUCGCUACACUCCCAGAGCCGUGAGGGCCCGACCCAGACGUCUUCGCUCCCAGCCCUGCAUCUCGGGCAUCAGGUCCACUGCUGCUCCAAGUUAGAGAUGCGCCUGGAGCUGACUCCGCAUCUCUCUGUUAUUAGGCUGGACUCCCCGGUGCUGCCAUUGACUCCCCCCCCCUUCUCUCUGUCCUUGCUGCAAUUUUGAAAUAAAAUGCCAAAGAACAAGA
Molecule: messenger RNA, 1318 nt
Organism: Galeopterus variegatus (Sunda flying lemur)
Lineage: Eukaryota; Metazoa; Chordata; Mammalia; Dermoptera; Cynocephalidae
Gene: BCAT2
Product: branched chain amino-acid transaminase 2, mitochondrial
Exons: 9
Coding region: 79-945 (288 amino acids)
Biological process (GO): L-valine biosynthetic process; L-leucine biosynthetic process
Cellular component (GO): mitochondrion
Molecular function (GO): branched-chain-amino-acid:2-oxoglutarate transaminase activity
Source: RefSeq, a predicted model, not a curated record